Haemorhous mexicanus (house finch) is the source of this 6319-nucleotide messenger RNA. It is a transcript of the gene NPHP3, whose product is annotated as nephrocystin 3. Bases 152 to 4105 code for a protein of 1317 amino acids. The record is from RefSeq and is a predicted model, not a curated record. NCBI's taxonomy places the organism in Eukaryota, Metazoa, Chordata, Aves, Passeriformes, Fringillidae. The transcript is spliced from 27 exons. Gene Ontology annotation, molecular function: protein binding. Gene Ontology annotation, biological process: determination of left/right symmetry; convergent extension; kidney development.
UCCUCGUCCGGCGGCCGCAAGGAGCGGACCAUGGCCGGCAGCCGCCGCCGGGAAGGCUCCGCGCCGGGCACGGCCCCGCCGCCAGGUCCCCCCGGGGGCAGCGGGCCCUGGGCUCGGGGUUAGAGCCUCGCCCUCGGGCGGGCGCGGGGCCAUGGGCACGGCGUCGUCCCUGGUGAGCCCGGCGGGCGCUGUCGGGGAGGUGAUCGAGGACACGUACGGCGGCGGCGGCGGCGAGGCCUGCGAGAUCCCGGUGGAGGUGAAGCCCAAGGCGAGGCUGCUGCGCGGGUCCCUGCGGCGCGUCGGCGGCUCCCGGCCCGGCGGCCUCAUCGGGGCCAGCUUCAAGUCGACGGCCUCGGUGCAGGAGCUGGAGUGCGUGGCCGAGUACGAGCGCCUGAGGAAAGAGUACGAGAUCUUCCGCGUCAGCAAGAACAACGAGGUGGCCUCCAUGGUGAAGAAGGAGGCCAAGCUGGACAGGGAGAACAAGCGGCUGCGCGCCGAGCUGCAGGCACUUCAGAAAACAUACCAGAAAAUACUAAGAGAGAAAGAAAGUGCAUUAGAAGCUAAAUACCAAGCCAUGGAGAGAGCUGCUACUUUUGAACAUGAUCGAGACAAGGUCAAAAGGCAAUUCAAGAUUUUUAGAGAAACUAAAGAAAAUGAGAUUCAGGACUUACUGAGGGCCAAACGAGAGCUAGAAGCAAAACUCCAGAGACUCCAGGCUCAGGGAAUCCAAGUGUUUGAUCCUGAAGAGUCUGAUUCUGACGAUAAUUGUACAGAUGUUACAGCUGCUGGGGCGCCAUCUGAAUACUGGAAUGGAGGAGUGUUGGGAAGUGAGCCAUCCAUGGGUAGUAUGAUGCAACUUCAGCAGUCUUUCAGAGGGCCUGAAUUUGCUCAUAGCUCUAUAGAUGUCGAGGGACCAUUUGCAAAUAUAAACAGAGAUGAUUGGGAUGCUGCUGUUGCCAGUUUAUUGCAGGUUACUCCUCUGUUUUCCCACUCUCUGUGGAGUAACACAGUAAGGUGUUAUAUUAUCAGUACUGAUGAGACCCAGCCAGAAGUGACCAUCUUCAUUAGAAACUACUCUCCAAAACUUCAGAGAGUCUGUGAAACAAUGGGGUACUUCUUUCAAGUUGUUAAUUUUUCAACAGAGAAUGAAAGGCCUCUUCAGGAUGUAAGAAAAUGGGAAAUUGAAAAAAGUUCAUUAGUAAUUUUGCUCCUGCAUUUAACUUUGCCAAGUUGUUUGUUGGAGGACUGUGAAGAAGCCUUCUUGAGAAAUCCAGAAGAAAAACCCCGGUUAAUUUACCACAGAAGGGAGGAUGGCAAAGUCAGUUCAGUCUCAGUGCAGCAGUUAAUUGAGCAAAUUUCUUGCAUGAACAAAGCAAAGAUGAUUGACCAUGUUGGAGGUAUGGAGGAAGGAGCAUAUGAAAUCUAUAAUUCUGUGGAAAAAAUAAUUAAACAGGAUAUAUUGGGGUGUGAAAUGACAGACCUAGAAGGCAAGGAUCUGGGUAAUAAGGAAGACUCCGCUGCUCCUGAAGAAGAAGUUUUUGGUGAUGUAUUGUGGGAUGCACAUGAUGAACAAGAACAGAUGGAAGCUUUUCAGCAGGCCUCUAAUUCAACAUGUGAGCUGGGAUUUGAGAAAUAUUUUGAACGUCUGAAUGACCUAGUAGCAGCACCAGCACCAAUUCCACCAUUGCUUGUAUCAGGAGGACCAGGCUCUGGGAAAUCUCUCCUUCUGUCUAAAUGGAUUCAAUUACAGCAGAAGCAUUCACCAAACACUCUAAUUCUUUACCACUUUGUUGGGAGGCCCAUGUCUACUAGUUCAGAGUCUGCAUUGAUAAUUAAGCGCCUUACUCUGAAGCUUAUGCAACACUCUUGGUUAGUAUCACCUCUGACUUUUGAUCCAGCUAAACUUCUGGAAGAGUUUCCCCGUUGGCUGGAAAAGCUUUCUGCACGCCAUCAAGGCAGCAUUAUUAUAAUUAUUGACUCUAUUGACCAAAUACAGCAAGCUGAGAAGCAUAUGAAGUGGUUGAUAGAUCCUCUGCCAGUGAACGUGAGAGUGAUUGUAUCAGUGAAUGUAGAAACGUGUCCGCAGGCGUGGAGGUUAUGGCCCACUCUUCAUCUUGAUCCACUGCAUUCCAAAGAUGUUAAAUCUCUCAUUAGUGCAGAAUGUAACUCUGCAAAUGUUAAACUGACUAAAGAGCAGGAGAAGAAGCUUGAGAGACAUUGUCGUUCUGCCACAACUUGCAAUGCUUUGUAUGUCACUCUUUUGGGCAAAACCAUUGCUUGUGUUGGAAAUACAGGAAAUAUUGAUGAGAUUCUUCAGCAGUGUUGCCAGUGUCAAGACACAGUGUCACUGUACAGGCUUGUUCUGAGAUCAAUUCAGGAAUCAUUGCAGAGUGAUAACGAGAAAGAUCUUUUGAGAGAGAUACUGUGUGUCAUUGGUGUCAGCCACAAUGGGGUCAGUGAGUCAGAGCUGAUGGAGCUUUAUCCUGAGCUGACUUCUGCAGUGCUGGCCUCACUCCUUCAUAGCCUGCACAAAAUGUGUCUGCUGACAUAUGGCUGUGGUUUGCUGAAGUUCCAGCACCUCCAGGCUUGGGAGAUGGUAAAACUAGAGUAUAUGGAAGCAGGUGAAAAUGUUAUUUCUGCCUAUAGACAAAAACUAGUGGAAUAUUUCACCAUGCAGUUAAGUCAAGACCGAGUGACUUGGAGAAGUGCAGAUGAACUUCCCUGGCUCUUCCAACAGCAGGGUGAUAAGCAAAAGCUACACAAGUGUCUUUUGAAUCUCUUUGUGUCCCAAAACCUUUACAAAAGGGGACAUUUUGCAGAAUUGCUGAGUUACUGGCAGCUGGUUGGGAAAGAUAAGAGCUCUAUGGCAGCUGAGUAUUUUGACUCUCUGAAAGAAUAUGAAAAAAGCAGUGAGGGAGAGGAAAGUAUGAUCUGCCUGGCUGAUCUUUAUGAGACCCUGGGACGGUUUCUAAAGGACCUAGGUCUUCUCAGUCAGGCUGUAGCUCCUCUGCAGCGCUCUCUGGAGAUUCGAGAGACCGCGCUGGAUCCAGACCACCCCAGGGUGGCACAGUCACUCCACCAGCUGGCAGGAGUGUAUGUUCAGUGGAAGAAGUUUGGAAAUGCUGAACAGCUGUAUAAGCAGGCACUGGAAAUCUCUGAAAACGCCUAUGGAGCUGAACACCCUCGGGUGGCCCGUGAACUUGAUGCACUUGCAACCUUGUACCAAAAGCAGAACAAAUAUGAACAAGCUGAGCAACUGAGGAAAAAGUCCUUCAAAAUACGCCAGAAAGCAGCAAGGCAGAAAGGCAGUCUGUGUGGCUUUGCUCUCCUGCGUCAAAGAGCCCUGCAACUGGAAGAGCUCACAUUAGGCAAGGAUACAUCAGAUAAUGCUCGAACCCUAAAUGAGCUUGGAGUCCUCUACUACCUGCAGAAUAAUCUUGAGACAGCAGAGCUUUUCCUGAAGCGCUCCUUGGAAAUGCGGGAGCGAGUGCUAGGGUCCGACCACCCAGACUGUGCACAGUCUCUGAACAACCUGGCAGCCCUGUACAAUGAGAAGAAGCACUAUGACAAGGCUGAGGAGCUCUAUGAAAAAGCUUUGGACAUCAGGAGGAGAGCCUUGGCUCCAGAUCAUCCCUCCUUGGCUUACACUGUGAAACACCUGGCAGUGCUGUACAAAAAGAUGGGAAAGCUUGACAAGGCUGUUCCUCUGUAUGAGCUAGCAGUAGAAAUUCGACAGAAGUCAUUUGGCCCAAAACACCCGAGUGUAGCAACUGCUCUGGUAAACCUGGCUGUCCUUUACUGUCAGAUGAAAAAACAGAUUGAAGCUUUGCCUCUCUAUGAACGUGCACUAAAGAUUUAUGAAGACAGCUUUGGCCAAAUGCAUCCUCGUGUGGGGGAAACACUGAAAAACUUGGCUGUGCUGAGCUAUGAAAGGGGAGACUUUGAGAAGGCAGCUGAACUUUACAAGAGAGCUAUGGAAAUAAAAGAAGCAGAGACUUUGUUGAUAGGUGGAAAAGCAACUUCUCGACACUCAUCAAGUGGAGACACAUUCAGCUUAAAAAGUGCAUUAUCACCAAACGCUUUGCUGGAACACGGACAAAGGUGAUACAAACCUGCUCCAAGAAGAGGCAGUCUCUAUUGGUAUUUUCAAGUAGACAGAAAAUUACUGAGAUAAAUCCAUUUUUCUAAGGAUUAUGUACUGUUUUGGGACUGACACCUGUCUUCAUGAAUUCUGCCUUAACUUUGCAGACUGUAUGGUACAAAGCGAGCUUCUUUCAUUGUUCAUAGGUACACACAUUAGUUACUAGCUCCGGUUGUAGCUAAUACCAAAAACAUGGACUUGAUGCCUCCUAGCCCAAGUGCAAGAACUAUAACAAAUUAGGCUGAACCACUUGUAUAAACUCUAAGAGGCAUUUCUUACUUCUGUGUUGUAACAGCAUGACUUAGAGAAUUUGUGUAUUUUUGUAUCAUCAAUCCUUCCUGCCUUUUUACAAGCCUUUAAAGUUCUUUCUGAUAGGAAUUUUGAACAAACUUUGAAAAUACUGUUUAACCUCAAGUUUUACCUGCAGGGUUAUUUCAGCUUAAGCAAACUUUCAUUCAAGGGAGUUGUGCAAAAUUAAGUGGUUUCUGUGGGAAACUAGGGUAUCUAAAUAUAUCAUCAUCAUCUACAGUUAAAGCUGUUGAAGGAUUCCACUCUGUUCAAUAAAAAUACUUCCAGUGAGGAAUCAGAAUGAAGAUGAUUAUGGCCAGAUUUCCUGUUCUUAAACCUUUAGCAAUACACCUACUGUUUAGUCUUACUGAAUCCCUUAAAAUACAAGAAUGGUUGUAUUAGCUGGGAAAAACUAGUCAUGCAAAGUUGAUUGCCAUCAGAUAAAGAAGUGUUAAUCAAAUCUACCUACCUGUUGUAUUUCUUAAUACCUGAGUCAUUGGAAGAAUCAGUCUGAGUUCUAUUCUCAUUCAGUCCAUAAAUGUAUGCGUAAGUUUAAAUACAUACUAAAAAAAGACAUUUUUAUAAAAUAAGAAAUGUAAGUGCAAAAUUAUUUGAAAUCCUACUGUAAUAUUUCAGAGGCAACUAAUGUUAAUUUGAUCCAGUUUCAAAAAUGCAAAUGGCCUUCACUUCAAAGGAGUACUUGCCUUCCAAGUGUUUUUUCUCUUUUAUAGCACAAUUAAAUAUUACUCAUUUCAGCCCUUGUUCUGAUUAGGAGGAAUUUAGUAUUUUGGUAAUGCAGUAAAUUGGCAAAAGAAAAGGUAUAUAAAACUGACAGCACAAAUUUAAAACCAAAAUUUGAUUUUUAAGAUUAAAGUUUAGUUGAAAACAAAAAUCAAAAAUAGUUAUUGAAGGUGUUAUGAUAGAGCACUGAUAGUUGACACUUCAGAAUAGCUCUCUGGAUAUUUUCCUCAUUCAGAAAAUGGGUUUGUAAGCAAAGCAACAGUUUACCACUCUAUUUCAGCCACCUUGAAAAGUUUUGAACAUUGGAAGGUUCUUUGCAGGAUUGUCACCAACUAAGAAGAGGAACAAAAGGAAAGACAGACAAAUACACAUGCAAAAAAAUCCCAAACAAAAAUACUCAAUCCCCCUCCCCUCCAAAACCUCAACCUACUCAGCUUGUGUGUGUUUAUGUUGCCUGAUGUUCUUAGACCCAGUAAUUCUCUCCUCUAAGGAAUUAUCAGAUGUCUGGUCUAGCUUGUCACGUCUAUUGUCUAUUGUGAUUUUACCAUGUACAGUGGUAUAUCUUCCUCUCCUAAACAGUUUCCCUUAUCGUAGCUAGUUUAAAUAAGAAGUUACUUUCUAGCGCCUCAGUGUUAUUGUUGCUGAACUGUUACUCUUCUUCCAUUGAGGAACUUCUCUCCAACUUCCUCAUUGGUUAUAGGGUUGGUUUUGGAAUAAGAAAAAGAAUUAAAAUAAAAAAUGAGUCUCUCAAAAGCAGCAGAUCCCAACCAUCCAUUGUCCUUUAGCAAAGAGGGUGAGGAACCCAUGUGCCUACCCUGUGAACCCAAAGAAAGCUUACGAGACAGCUUCCAUGGAGCUGUACCUCAUGGACAGCAAGGAAAAGUCAUUUCUAUACAUGGGAUAUGCCAGAUAAUACUUCUUUGUAGAACUCCACCUCAAAGCAGAGGGUCACCAGUUUCAAUGGAGAUUUAAUUUCACUGUCAGAAUAUCAACAUCUUAAUAAUGUUCAUGAGACGCUAUAAAAACUGAACACUUUUAGAAGACUGCCAAAUAAACAAAGCUGGACUUAAUCAUGGCAAAUGUACUUUGAUUUGUAAGUUCAUAACCAAGGACGCAAUAAAUAUUCUCUUGUGUUUUACAGUCAGAGUA